UUUGGAAGAACCAGGCUGACGGAGGUGCAUCCAUCUAUUGCGCCCUGUUGGGGGAAGGUAUGUAGGAGUUGAAAAACAGGGAGUGUCGUGUUUCCUGGCGUUCCCCAGCGUUAUCUGAUCCACAGCUCAUUUCCACAGUGAGAAACUGAUCCUGCACAGCUCGGCAUUGAACAAAAGGAAAUGCGCGACCUGCUGACGACUCAGAGCCAGAACUCUUACAGGGAGCAGAUCAAGAAGGAGAUGUUGACCCGUUUAACCUGGAGGAGCCGCUAUGCCAAACUCUACCCAUCCUGCUACAAUCCCUGGAACAACAGCAAAGAGCCCACACAGCUGCCACAGCUGCCAAAGAUACCUGCUGACCCUCAGGCUGUUGUGCCUCUUGUUGCCAGGACUACUGAGAAGCAGAGCGACCUUCUUCCUCGUCGCCCUUCUCCUCCUCCUGUGUGCUCUGUGGGAGGUGAACAGCAGCUCAGUGUGCCUCCUCUAAUGAGGCCGGUUUCGCCCCACACCAGAGAGGCUCUGUAUCAGGACUCCUCUCACCAUGGCAAAGGGAGAACUCUGUACUUGCACAGACGUGGACACAUUAAACCUGAGGAGAAGUUUAACUUUCCCCUGCUCUCCUCCUGGGAUUAUGGCUGGAGGCUUGGUGACUACACGCUAGAUUACAGAACUCCAUCCAGCGCCAGGUCAUCCUUGGUGAAGAACACCUUCUAUGCAAAGAACGGGGUAUUCAGCCGCCCAGCAGCCACCGAUACCCUAGGCUGA
Messenger RNA from Pundamilia nyererei, 765 nucleotides. RefSeq lists its product as uncharacterized. The record is from RefSeq and is a predicted model, not a curated record. NCBI's taxonomy places the organism in Eukaryota, Metazoa, Chordata, Actinopteri, Cichliformes, Cichlidae. Bases 181 to 765 code for a protein of 194 amino acids. The transcript is spliced from 6 exons.